This is a messenger RNA of Aureobasidium musti, 2319 nucleotides long. The record is from the annotation of a GenBank genome assembly. NCBI's taxonomy places the organism in Eukaryota, Fungi, Ascomycota, Dothideomycetes, Dothideales, Saccotheciaceae.
AUGCUUCGCAACCGCCCAUCCAGAGUUCCUCUUGGUAUGGCUGAUGUCAAACAGAUGGACCAACGCCUAUGGCUCAAGCAGACCUCGCAUCCGCUUGUUGCACAGACUGACCGGGCUUAUGUCCAUCACCAACAAUCGAACAUCAGCCAUCCGCCACAGCCCCACUACAACCUGCGUGAGGGUCCUCACAGAUCGAGAGAUGCAAGCCUUGUUCAGCUUGAUCCAAACCGCCAUGUUCCGCAGUCUGCUGUCCACGAUUCAACUGACUCUAUCGAAGACAGUGAUUCUGAUGAUUCUGCCUCUGCAACAAUUGAAUCCGUCGCUCGUCUUGUUCAUAUAGCAGAGGUCAGCCCUACUAUCACUCAAGUUCCUAGCUACGACCCGCCUGCUUUUGUGAACCUUCCUCUGGAAAGACCACCAGUACAUGACAGAAAUUAUCCUGGUGUCAUCAGCGGCCAUCAUCAGGAGCCGAAUACUUCUCCUAUACCUACUAGAUAUCGCUAUAGUGGCCGUUCCGGGACCGGCCCAGGUGCUCGUCCAGGCCAUUCGCACCAUCAGCCUUUUCGCCAGGAUAUCAACCAUUCCUAUCAAGGCAAUAGUGACUGGAGUACGGCACUUCUUUCUCAAAGAGGUCACAAUCCUAACGCUGUCUCAUUCUCGCCUCGUGUACGAUUCGGCUCGGCUCUUCAGGAACUUUCUCCCCAUCACAGCUCCAACUUUGCCUCUGUCAACCGACGUGGAGGAACGCUUAGAACAAGACGAUCUUCUUCCCGAAUCUCUGAUCCCAGCCGUGGUGAUACGAACCACCAAAUCAGGUCUAGGCCUAUGCCACGUUCUAGAGGCUCUAUGAUCAGGGGCGCUCGUCGUACUGGUGCGCACCUCAGGCCGCCAGCUGCAUCGUCAAUAGACACUGUCAUGGAUCGUUACCCCAUCUUCCCCUCGAUGUCGUCCCAGUCCGACCAUUCAAGAUCUGAUUAUAUGUUCUUUCCCCAUUCUGAAAGCAUACCUCAGAGAAGAGGGAUAGUCAGUCCGCCCACGAGUCUCGUUGUCACCCGUAUGCCGCACCCUCAGUCCCGUUUUUCUUCAGCUACAGAGUCUUACACCUCGGAGCGGUCUCGAGCCUCAAGUAACAGUCUUUCGACUGCAAACAUGAUUCCCACUCUCGAUGAUUCCUCGAGACAUGGCUCUAUAGGUUCUAGAACCCAGGAUGAGCGACAGGUCCCUCGCCUAGGCAGUGUACGUUCCUCCCAUGCCGGAAGCUUGACUUCACUGCUCCACGGACGUGAUUCAUCCUGCCGUAAUGGUGGGCUUCCUCCAACGCAUUCACCCUUAGACCGGUUAACCCAAGAGUUGCAGCGUCUGUCGACAGGUUUGUCAGCAAGAUCGCGGUCGUCAUUAGGACAAUCCUCGCGUGUGACAUCUACAGAUGGGCAUCUGUUGAGCGGCAGUGUCUUCUACUCAGACAACGAUGAUGAUGAGGCAGAAGAAAGGAGUAUCGGGAUUUGUGAACGUCCCAGUCGUCGCGAUUCAUCGCAUGUCGACGGACGCAGUAUGAACAGGCAGGACGAGUUGUCCCGUCAGCCUCAGCAUGAUUUCGGCAUAACAGCGCGAAUAGUGGAUGUAGAAAUGGACUGCCAGAGUGUAACAGUCAGGCCACUCUCAGUGUCUCUCUCGAGCCAAUCUGUAAGCUCAACUCCUGGAAUCGACGCUUCCAUAGUCAACAGCUCGCCGCCUGGAGAUUUACCUGGCCUUCCUCCCGUCACACCAGGUCGACCACAAGCACGAUCCUCGAAAACUCCGUCCACAUCCUAUUCAAAUCUUCGGCCACAAGCAACUCCGAAGGUGAGAGUUUACGAUGAUGGCCAACCAGCUAGCAUGCAGCCGCAAACACCAGCGGACCUUUAUCAUCAUUUCCGAACACCGAUGCCUACCAUACCUGCCAAUCCUGUGGUUUGUCAAGUUGCGCGUCCGCUCGCAAGAGACCAGCUUGUGGAACGAUCACCCCCGAUACCAACUCGCAAUGCUCACCGCAAUACAUACCCUUCCUUUCAGCAGGCAGUUCCAGAACCACCUACAUCUAAUUCGCAACCAUCCAGUCCCUACUCGCCUAAUCUCGAUCUGAGGACUGCCGCGGCUAUCACUGCGGUCGAACGACGACGAACAGCUCGAGCAUUUCCUGAUGAGAAUGUAAUUGAUCCGAGUACCAAUGGCAUGGAAGCUGAGAGGGAUGCAUUGCUGAGACGUAGAGGACACGACAACACAAACACCCUUGAUCACACUCCUCCACCACAAGGUAGGUACGAACGGUUCAUGUCAUGA